AUGCAGGCGCGCGUGCCGGAGUCCAGCCCUACCCCCGAGGGGGAUCGGUAUGUGCCCCUCCGGCGUACUGCCCGGGCCUGUGACUCGUGCCAUCGGAGAAAAAUCCAAUGUGAUACAUCUGUCCCCUGUAAUUGGUGCCGCCACCAUAACCUGGAUUGUACCUUUGAUAGGCCUGUUGGCGGAAACAAACGAAAGAAAACCACUCAACCCGCCAAUCCAAGACGACCUCACCAGGAAGAUCUGGAGGACAGGGUGCGGAAGCUUGAAGAGCUUCUCACACGGUCGAUCUCGACCACACAGCACCCAAGGAAUUGUCUUUCCUUACUGGAGAAAGGCCAUCUGGAUACUGAACAGUCUCCGAGCUUGGCUGGGUCGUCGGAGCUGCCUAUUCAGACGGAUAAUCCGGCUCCUAGUAGUGGCCUACUGUUCGGGAAGAUCCACUUUGCCGGUCACUAUGUGGGUGAGAUUCGGUCAUAUAGUGGUAUCCCUUGCUUCUCACAAUCUGGGCACGAGUGGGUGCAGUCCUGUACUGGAGAGCCUGGCACAUUCGAGGAUGUCUGGUCGCACAAGUACCCAAACCAGGUCCCUCACCUGACGACUCCCCACCCGCAGAAUGGUUACAACCACUCUGUCACACCGGACCUUCCGGACCGGUCGUUGGUGGAACAGUACGUGAGCCACUUCUUCACUUCUGGUGAAUGUAUGGUCUUUCCGGUGGUGGAUGAGGUUCUCUUCCGGGAUACCGUGGAGCUCGCGUAUCGACCAUGUCAAGGGCCGCCGCCUGUGGAAUAUGCCCGGGCUAGAGCGUGUAUCUUUGCAUUCCUUUCAUUCAUUGCCGAGCUGGAUCCGUCCCCAAGUCUUCCCCCGGUAGAUCCUCCAGUCUACGCUGCCAAGGCACAAAGCCUCCUUCCGUAUAUUCUGCACGAUGUCAGUGUAUCUACAUUACAGACCAUGGUCAUGCAGGCUAUAUACCGAACAUUCACAGGUGAACUACAAUUAGCCAACCAAUUUCAUUCCAUGGCAUGUCGGGUCAUGUUCAUGCUUGGCGGAGAGACAGGCGAGACCGCAGACGCGUUCCGAGAGUCAUCAAAAGACCCCCAAGACCGGAAAUGGCGAUCUCAACGAAUGCUCCGUCGCUUAUUCUGGCUCUGUUAUGGCUUCGACAAGGAGAUAUGUUUCCGGUCCGGCCAACCGCCAGUUAUUCACGAUGAAUACUGCGAUCUUACACUUCCACCGAACUAUACCGAAAUCCAAUACCCCAGCACGGAGGGCAAUCCUAUCCGCUACGACGACAUGGCCAUACCCAUCUUCCCCGGAGAUUUACGACUGACGAUGCUCAAGUCGAAAACCUACCGGACACUCUACUCUGCUAAAGCGCUGCGCAAGUCCGACGCCCAACUGCUACAAGAUAUCCGCGAGCUUGACGACGAACUCGAGCAAUGGCGCCUAAAUGUACCACCCGGGCACCGCCCAACCCUCGGGACUUUCCAGGAACAGCACCCGAUACCAGUAUACCGCAUGCAACCAAUUGUCAUUCGACUGGAAUAUCAUUAUAUGAUGUGCACCAUUCAUCGCGCCAGUGGACGAUGUGAAGCCUGGGGUCAGCAAUGGAGAAGUUGCAAGACUGGAAUGCUGGAGGGAGUAAAUUCAAGCAUGCUCUUAGCCGUAGAGGCUAGUCGGUCUUCGCUACAUUUUCUUCGAACGGUCAUCAGUUCAGUGCGUCCUGAGGCCUUUUGGAUGAUCAUCUUCUAUCCCAUGUCCGCCAUCCUCACCAUAUUUUGCAGCAUUUUAGCGAACCCACUUGAUCCAUAUGUGGAAGAAGAUUUGCAUCUACUGACGGUGGUCCCAGACCUCGUCAGGGAUGUUCGUCGGCGACGUACUUCGGAUGUAGAGAUUGCACAUAUGCAAACAGUUACGAAUUUCGUGGCCGAGUUGAUCAGACUAGGCCACUGCGCUAUCGAAAAGGCUCGUCGGAGUCAGAGGCAGCUCACCCAAUCGUGA
Molecule: messenger RNA, 2001 nt
Organism: Aspergillus eucalypticola CBS 122712
Lineage: Eukaryota; Fungi; Ascomycota; Eurotiomycetes; Eurotiales; Aspergillaceae
Product: Zn(II)2Cys6 transcription factor
Exons: 5
Coding region: 1-2001 (666 amino acids)
Biological process (GO): regulation of DNA-templated transcription; DNA-templated transcription
Molecular function (GO): zinc ion binding; DNA binding; DNA-binding transcription factor activity, RNA polymerase II-specific
Source: RefSeq, a predicted model, not a curated record